This is a messenger RNA of Podarcis lilfordi (Lilford's wall lizard), 303 nucleotides long. The record is from the annotation of a GenBank genome assembly. NCBI's taxonomy places the organism in Eukaryota, Metazoa, Chordata, Lepidosauria, Squamata, Lacertidae.
AUGCGGAUUAUGGUUGAGGGCAGCGGCAGCAGAAAAACAGCUGCCAUGCGGCCUACAGCUGGGGUUGCCGCCCCCAUGGCAAGCAGUGGGACAGAUGGGCCCACGCACCCACCCCACCCCAAGGAGAAAAGGGGCAAAAAGGCUGCAAAUGCCAAAAAGAAGCCGCUGCCUGCUGCACCAAAGGCAGCCAUGCGGCCUACUGCUGGGGCGCCUGCCGCCCUCUCGGGCCUGGCAAGGCGCCCCCACGGCAAGCAGCAACCAAAGAGGGGGCUUACACCCCCUCCCCAGCACCACUGCCGCUGA